This is a messenger RNA of Aspergillus pseudonomiae, 1812 nucleotides long. It is a transcript of the gene rad7, whose product is annotated as DNA repair protein Rad7, protein. Bases 1 to 1812 code for a protein of 603 amino acids. Gene Ontology annotation, cellular component: SCF ubiquitin ligase complex. NCBI's taxonomy places the organism in Eukaryota, Fungi, Ascomycota, Eurotiomycetes, Eurotiales, Aspergillaceae. The transcript is spliced from 5 exons. Gene Ontology annotation, biological process: SCF-dependent proteasomal ubiquitin-dependent protein catabolic process. The record is from RefSeq and is a predicted model, not a curated record.
AUGACGAUUUAUUCACUGACUGGUCAAAGGGCAAAUAGAAGACAAACUAGAAACCAAAUAAGAGGCCCACACUCUGCCCUUACUGAUUUCUUAGCUUCUAACAAUAUAUCCGCUGCUCAAAUUCGUGAAGACUACCGAAGACGUUUAGAGGAAACUGAAGAUCAAGCUGCCAGUGAAGAACCUUCAGUCCCCGCAGAGAAUGACGAAGCUGAGCAGAGCUUCGAUGAAUCCCCGGAGCAGAAAAAGAAGCGAAAGCGAAAAGAAGCCGCUAGUUUAGCAAAAAUCAAACAGAGCAAAGAGUUCGCACGGCGCAAAGCUCGGCGAAUAGGGGAGCCAGAUGAUGACGAUAAUCUCAUUGCAAGAGAGAUAAUGUACCAGAGAUCUCGACCCAUGCCAGGCCAAUUAGAGAAUUGUGAAAUUUGCAGUAAACGAUUCACAGUUACGCCAUAUAGCAAAACAGGCCCCAAUGGGGGGCUCCUAUGUGCGAAGUGCUCCAGGAGUCUAGAAGAUGAUGGGAAAAAACCUAAGGCUAAGAAAUGUGGACCAAGGACUGGACGCCGUCAGAAUCAGAGCAAUCUACUUGACGGUAUAGCCCAACAAGGUGCUUUGAGCUUGGCUGAAAUGUGCAUAAAGAAAAUUGCCGAUAAUAUCAACGAUAUCGAAGAAUUCGGGGACUUGCCUUCCCCACUACUACAUCGCCUUGGCCAGAUUCUAUCCAAGAGACGUGCCUUGACAUCGAGGACCCUCAAUCUGUUUCUGCGACCUGAUCUGGACUCGAUUAACAUUUAUGACUCCGCUAAACUAGAGACAGACGAUUUCCAGAAGAUAUUUGCCUUCAUGCCUACCCUUACGAAUGUCAACCUUCGUUUUGCUGGUCAAAUGAAAGACACAGUCGUCGAAUAUUUAUUGGGGCGUGAUCUGAGGUUGAAAUAUUUGCAGCUGGAUGCUGCCAACCUGGUUUCAGACUCAUAUUGGCGACGCCUGUUCGAAAAACUUGGUCCCCAAUUAGAAUCCCUAAAGCUGUCCAACCUUGAUUCUUCCCUUGACGAUGAGACCGUUGAAGCGAUGUGUAGAAACUGCACUGAACUUCGUCGCCUGAAGUUGAAGCAAUGCUGGAAAGUUGGCCAUAUCUCCUUGCAAGCUCUCUCGUCCUUGACAUCUUUAGAGCAUUUGUCUCUAGACCUUGUUCAAGAGACACCAAACGACAGUCUUAUAAAAUUGGUCUCUACGGUCGGCCAAAGGUUACAUACACUAUCUUUAGAGGGCUUUGCUAAUGCGGACAAUUGCGUUCUGGAGACCAUCCAUAAUAAAUGCCGAGCCCUUUCAAAACUUCGUUUGUCAGGCAACGUUGUGUGCACCGACGAAGGCUUCGCGAAACUGUUCACUGAGUGGCCAAACCCUCCACUGGAAUACGUUGAUUUAUCCUCUACACGAGAUGUGGAUAACUCAAAUCCGGAUGGCCCUAGGGAUGCAAUUGGGCUUGCCUCUAAAGGCCUUAUUGCCCUUAUGGAUCACUCAGGUCCAGCAAUACGGAAAUUGAAUAUAUCAUCCUGUCGCCAUGUAUCGCGUGCUGCCUUCGAGAAAAUAUUUUCGGAUAGCAAAGUCUAUCCCAACCUGAAGGAAUUGGAUAUCUCCUUCCAUACCGUCAUGGACGAUUACCUCGUAGGUCGAAUAUUACAAUGCUGCCCAGCAAUCAAGAAGCUGGUCGCUUUCGCGUGCUUUAAUGUGAGAGAUGUCCGGAUCCCCGUCGGUGUUGCGUUGGUUGGAGGGCUUAAAGCACAAGACACAAUCGUUGUCGAAGGCAAGUCCUAA